Messenger RNA from Letharia columbiana, 1113 nucleotides. RefSeq lists its product as uncharacterized. Lineage: Eukaryota; Fungi; Ascomycota; Lecanoromycetes; Lecanorales; Parmeliaceae. The transcript is spliced from 2 exons. Gene Ontology annotation, molecular function: dimethylallyltranstransferase activity; (2E,6E)-farnesyl diphosphate synthase activity. Gene Ontology annotation, biological process: trans, trans-farnesyl diphosphate biosynthetic process. Gene Ontology annotation, cellular component: cytoplasm. The coding region runs from base 1 to 1113 and encodes 370 amino acids. The record is from RefSeq and is a predicted model, not a curated record.
AUGCCUUUUCUGGCGACUCCCCAAAACUUACAGCAAGCUACGGACGGUGAAGUGCCAAUACCCACCACCAUGUCCUCGUCCAACAAGCUCAAGGACUUUGAGGCCGUCUUCCCCAAGCUCCUCAAGGACCUCGAGGAGAAUGCCAAACAAUACAACAUUCCAGAAGAGGCCUUAAGAUGGUACUCAGACUCACUCUACCACAAUACCGUAGGCGGGAAAUGCAACCGCGGCCUCUCCGUCCCAGACUCCACCUCCCUCCUCCUCUCCCGCCCCCUCGAAGAAACCGAAUACUUCCUCACCGCAACCCUCGGUUGGCUCACCGAGCUCCUACAAGCCUUCUUCCUCGUCUCGGACGACAUAAUGGACUCCUCCAUAACGCGCCGGGGCCAACCAUGCUGGUACCGUAAGCCAGGCGUGGGUAUGAUUGCUAUAAAUGACGCCUUCAUGCUCGAGAUGUCAAUAUACGUACUGCUCAAGAAACAUUUCCGGAGCCAUCCAAGUUAUGUGGAUAUCGUUGAACUCUUCCACACCACCACCUUCCAAACGGAGGUCGGCCAGCUCUGCGACCUGCUCACCGCGCCGGAAGACCACGUCGAUCUCAACAACUUCACGCCCGAAAAACACCGCUUCAUCGUCAUCUACAAAACAGCCUACUACUCCUUCUACCUCCCCGUCGCCCUCGCCUUGCACUACCUCGAGCUCGCCACCCCGGAAAACCUGAAGCGGUGCGAAGACAUACUCAUCCCGCUCGGCGAAUACUUCCAAAUCCAAGACGACUACCUCGACGCCUACGGCUCUCCGGAGGCAAUUGGCAAAAUCGGGACGGAUAUCCAAGACAACAAGUGCAGCUGGAUCAUCAACCAGGCGCUGAAGAGGGCGAGUCCGGAGCAGAGGAAGGUGCUGGAUGAGUGCUACGGGCGCAAGGAUGCCAGGAAGGAGAGGAGGGUCAAGGAGGUGUUCGAGGACUUGAACUUGGAGCAGGUCUAUUUGGAUUACGAGCAAGAUGUUGUGGGGAGGAUUAGGAAGAUGAUCGAGGGGGUCGAUGAGAGUAGCGGAUUGAAGAGGAGUGUAUUCGAAGGGUUUUUGGGGAAGAUUUAUGGGAGGAAGAAGUAA